Messenger RNA from Naegleria gruberi, 1050 nucleotides. RefSeq lists its product as uncharacterized. The coding region runs from base 1 to 1050 and encodes 349 amino acids. NCBI's taxonomy places the organism in Eukaryota, Heterolobosea, Eutetramitea, Acrasida, Naegleriidae. The transcript has a single exon. The record is from RefSeq and is a predicted model, not a curated record.
AUGGAUUUUAGAAUAGUGUAUGGAUUUUUGGAUAUUAGGAGUGAUGAAGAAUAUAUACUUGAAAUGCAAGUAGAGACUCUUCCUAUUAAAAUUACAGAUGAUGAUUUAUUCAAUUCAUAUACUAGCUCAGAUACUUCCACAAGAAUAAUUAAAACAAUUAAAGAUGAACCUUUGGGUUAUAACUUGAAAGAAUUGGAACUUGACGACAUACCUCUCACAAAGAAUAAGCUUUUCAAAAUUUUAACCAAGACUAGAAAAUUAGAAACACUGGUUCUCAAUUUGAAACAAGAAGUUUUCAUUCCAGUGGGAGGAGGUAGUGGAAUGAAAACACUUUCUAUCAAUAGUGAUAAUAGUUUAGGUCAAUUAGAAUUGGAUAUUACUGAUGAAGGCCUUGGAAAAUUCUUGGAAAAACAAUCAAACAUUGAAGAAAUAGAUGUACAACCUGUUUCAUUUAUCUCUGGUGCGAUAUUGAAAAGACUGGGAGACUUUCCAAAAUUGAAAAGUUUCACAGCUCGAAGAAUGUGGUAUGAAGGGGAAUAUUCAAGACAAGAAGAAGAUAUCUAUUUUGGAGGAAAACCAAAUCCUAACUUGGAAUUUGUUGAUAUUGGUCCAUCAUAUGAAUUCACUGAUGAACAAUUUGAAAAAUUAAUUAAUUCUUUACAAACUCUUGCCCCAAAUCUUAAAGAUUGGGGAGAUCUUGGAGAAAAAAAUACCGAUCCCCCAAGGAAUAUUGUUAAACACUUUGUCAACUCUGUGGAAGCCAUUGAUGUCAAUUCAAAUAAUAUUGCAACCUUACCAUCAUGUAAAAAUUUAAAGACUGUAUUCUGGAUGUCGGAAAUAGAAAUACCAGACAAUCCUAAUUCCAAUCCAAAUGUGUCAGAAUUGAUCAUACUUCAAGAUGGAAAGGAAACCUAUUCAAAAAUGUCACUACUUUUUCCCAAUGUGAAUAUCUUGCAUUUAUUGAACAAGAACCACCAUCAUCCGUGGAAUAUCUCAAACUCAAAAUUCAUUCAGUGGCUAUUCUUAAUUCUUCCUCCACCCUUUUAUUAG